Molecule: messenger RNA, 5345 nt
Organism: Syzygium oleosum
Lineage: Eukaryota; Viridiplantae; Streptophyta; Magnoliopsida; Myrtales; Myrtaceae
Product: disease resistance protein RPV1-like
Exons: 7
Coding region: 89-3751 (1220 amino acids)
Biological process (GO): defense response; signal transduction
Molecular function (GO): ADP binding
Source: RefSeq, a predicted model, not a curated record
UUGGCGAGUCUUGCAUCUUCCCCUGGCAUUCACUUCUGAUCAAUUUUUGAUCUGAUAUCCUAAGAUCCAACUUCGGGAGGUGAUUCAAAUGAAGCGAAAGAUCUCUUCCUGUAGCAUCGACAGUGAGCGAGAGAGGGAGGCGACGGCCCCCAACUCGUCUGUGAGAAAGCUGGGGUUGGUCUCUUCACCGCCUUCACCGUCCCCGCUGUCGCUGCCCUCUCCGUCGCCGCGGCCGCCUCCUCCAUCCCUGCCUCCGCCUCCGCCUCCGCCCUCGCUGCCUCCAUCAUCAUCGCGGCCGCCGUCAUCCAUCUCUACCUCAUCAAGAAACAAUUACGAAGUGUUCUUGAGUUUUAGAGGUCCCGAUACUCGCAAGGGAUUUGCAGAUUGCCUCUACACCAGCCUGAUUAAUGCAAGGAUCAUUGUCUUUAGAGACGAUAAUGAACUUGAUCCUGGAGAUAAUAUCCCUGAUGCAUUGGUUCAAUCCAUAAAGCAAUCCAAGAUAUCAAUACCCAUUAUCUCCAAGGAUUAUGCAUCCAGUAAGAGUUGUCUCAUGGAAUUGGCACAAAUGGUUGAAUGCAACGAAGCAGACGCUCAACUGAUCGUGCCCAUUUUCUAUGAUAUUGACCCCGCUGAUUUAAAAUACCAACGUGGAUGUGUUGGGGAGUCCUUCAGUAAACACGAGAGCCGUGGAAUUGACCGCGAGGUCAUUAAAAAAUGGAAGGAGGCUCUCGAAAAGAUUACUGUGACGAAGGGUCAUGAUCUGCGGAAUACAGAAAUUGGUCAUGGUGCACUCAUAAAGAAAGUUGUUUCCGAUAUUCUAGAGUGGUUGAAGAAGAAUGAUUUAGAUGUGACUGACGGUUUAGUGGGCAUGGAACCCCGCGUACGGGAGGUUAUGAAAACGCUUGGUGUCAUCUAUGUCAAUGAGCAGGCAACCGGAGUAUAUGACAAAGAUGUACGUGUACUUGGGAUAUGCGGCAUGCCAGGGAUUGGCAAGACUACCCUUGCAAAGGUUGUGUACAACAAAAUCCAUAGUCUCUUUCAACGUUGUAGUUUUCUUUCAAAUAUUCACGAAAAUGUUGCAUUUAAUGGACUCAUGGGCCUCCAAGAACAGUUAAUCUCAGACCUCCGAAGGCAAGAGUUUACAAGGCUAGAAACUCUUGACAAAAAAACUGAAGCCAUAAAAAUUUCAUUGAGAGGAAUGAAAGUUCUCAUUCUCCUUGAUGAUGUGCAUCAUUUUGACCAAAUCAAGCAUUUAGUUGGGGAUCUAAGUUGGUUUGGCCCAGGAAGCAGGAUUCUCAUGACGGUUGGAAAUAGUAAUGUUCUUGAUGGUUACGGAAAUGGAGUGGCUUAUAAGUAUGAGGUUGGAGAAAUGGGGCCUCCUCAAGCUCUUAAACUUUUCCACAUGCAUGCUUUUCGUGAGUGUACUCGCGAAGAGGAGGAUGAGUAUGAUUCUCUGUCGAAAGACAUUGUUGGCAUUAUUGGAGGUAUUCCAUUUGCUAUUGAAGUAACAGCUUCAUUCUUGCAUAAGAAUAAGGGGGGAAGGCGAAUAUGGCAACAUACAUUGGAUACCUUAAGAAGGAGGCCAGAAGAUAAAGUCCAAAAAGUGAUCCAGUUAAGCUAUGACUCUUUGCAUGAAGAGACGCAAGAGAUAUUUCUCGAUAUAGCAUGUUUUUUCAUUGGAACGGAUCACAAAAUUCCCCCGUACAUGUGGUGUGCAUGUAACUAUGAUCCAAGAGGAAUCAUGAUUCUCUGUGACAUGGGUUUAGUCAAAAUAGGAGAAAACAGUGAAUUAUUGAUGCACAAUCAACUAAGAGAGUUUGGCAGGGAAACUGUUAGGAGGCAAGAUCCCCAUGAGCCUCGAAACCGAAAUAGGUUAUGGAAUCACGUUGAUGCACUUUCCACGCUUAAUGGAGAGCAGAGUCUUAGUAGUGUGGAAGCCCUUGGUCUCACAUUUGACGAGGGACAAAGUGAAUGUUUUAGAUGUGAAAGAUUUAGCCAUCUAGGGCGCUUGAGGUUCUUGAGAUUGGACAGGGCUACUGUUGGAGGGAGUUCUUGGGAUGUAUUCGGCUAUCUAGGGCGCUUGCGUUUGCAGAUAUUGGACCCGGCCACUGUUGGAGGGAGUUCUCAGAAUGUUAUUUCAAAUUUAAGGUGGCUUGAUUGGCAAGGGUGCAGCCAGAUCUCUGAACUACUUAUUUUCCAUUUGGAGAAACUGGUCAUUCUUGAUCUAUCUCGUAGUAAGGUCACUGGAGGUUCACAAGUAUGGGGACAAAUCCUGAAGAAGGCAAAGGAAUUGAAAGUUUUGGACCUCAGUAGCUGUCGUGACCUGAAUGCUUUUCCAGACUUCCGUGCUUCGAUGUACUUAGAGAGAUUAGUCCUGGAACGUUGUUCGGCACUAUCCCAAAUUGGUCCAUUGAUAGGUAAUCUAAAGAACUUAGUCUCCUUAAAUCUUAAGUUCUGCACAUUCGUCAGCGCCUUGCCGCAAGAACUGUGUCAUAUGAAAGAUUUGGAAGAACUUCUGAUUGAUGGAACUGCCAUUAAGAGGAUUGAUUUCGAACUAGCGUCCAUGAAGAAACUUAAGAUUCUGAGCGCUUGCCAAUGUGGAAGUUUGGCUCAUGUAUCACCCUCUAUUGGUCACUUGGAAUCUCUUGAGCAUCUUCGACUGGAUGGUGCCGCUAUUGAACGCCUACCAGAAUCUAUUAAGUCCUUAAAGAAACUUCGGAGGCUGCUUCUAGGAAAUUGUCAGAAUUUACUUGAGCUUCCUGGUUCCAUUGGGAAUCUUGAGUCACUGGAAGUCAUGGAUCUAUCCAGCACCAAGAUUGCUAGUUUACCUAGGUCCGUCAAGCAUUUGAAAAAUUUGAAAGUGCUGAAGAUGGAGAAUACUCACUUAGAAAAAUUCCCCAAAGAUAUAAAAAAUCUAGAAAAGCUGGAAGAGAUAGAUCUUUCAAAAUGCUGGAAUCUGAAGGCGUGGAUUGUCUGGGAUAUCAGAGGAUUAUCCUCUUUGAAAAUCUUGAAUUUAGCAUCUACCAAGAUUUCUGGCCUACCCUGGACCCUUCCAUUGCUCUCUGAUCUCCAACAAUUAGAUUUAAGUGAAUGUGACCAACUUUGGGAUUUGCAAAGACUUCCAUCAAGUUUAAGCAUUCUUCGCUGGGGAUCCAAAAAAAUGUGGACGGUGCCAGACCUUUCUUUCUUGAGAAACUUGAAAGAGCUGUACUUGAGUGAUAACUUUGAUCCUACUGAUCCAAUGAAGAAUUCUUCCUCUGAGCCACCAGAAAUUGGAUGGUUAACAAGACUAGCGAAUCUAGAAAUCUUGGAGUUGUGCCUCUCAAACAUCACCAAGCUACCUGAACAUUUUAAUAAACUUCAACUUAGAAAACUUGUUUUGCACCACGCAAAAUUGCGUGACCUCAGAGAGCUACCCUCUAGCUUAUCGGUAUUGUGCCUCCAGCGCUGUGUGAUUCAAUGUUCACAAUUUUCUACGGUGAGAAGUCUAUCUGAAUUAGAACUCGAAAACUGUCUCCUGGCAGCGACUGUCAGUCUUGAUAAUUUGAGGCGAUUGGAACUUCUGAAAAUAUCCCACUGCUAUGUGCGAACACUUGAUGGGCUGGAAAAUUUGCCUCGUUUUAGAAGGCUCACUUUAGACGCCUGCCCUUCAUUGACCGGAUUACCUGAUCAAACAAACCGUACAUUCGAAAUCGAUGGGUAUAGUUUCCCAGAAGAACAAAUAGUCGGCACUUAUGUUGCUCGCACCUAGGGUCAGAAUAUUGUGGGAAUGCUUCAAGAAUGAUUCCGACUUAUGAGUGAAGAUCUUGCUGCACAACGGAUCUUCGGUCUAUCUUCAAUGACAAGUCGGAGGCUUUUCUGGAAGUCAAAUUUCUGUGCAGUGUUCUCUCCACCUCGUGUGGGCUUGGAACUUCUCUGUUGGAAGGCCCGACCUUGUGGUUUGGGACAGAUUUACUAGCAGUACACCGGGUGGGCUGGGAUGGAUACUCAAUAUCAGAAUGAUACUUGGUGGAGGAGGAGAGAUGGCUGGCUCUUUUGUUUGAAUGGGAGAUUUGUAGCCUUGAAGCCCGGUGGGUGCAUGUUGAGAAGAUAAGCCGAUGGGACUUGAGCGUGGACGCGUGCAGUCGCAUACUGCUCCUUCCUUUUGGGCAGAGGCUUGAAAGAUUGACAGGGGAGUUGCAGCUGCAGCAAGCGAUGUCGGUGUCGGUAACUAAAAAGUAGCAAUAAUAGCGCAUUUCCCCUAUCUGUGUGUCGGUGUUGCAACGAGCGUCAAAUGGGCAAUCAUUGUCUGAUUUCUGUUCUGAUCAAUACACCGAUCCCGAGUCCGUAUCAUGCAACUUCGAUCAGGCACUGCGUUUUUCCAUCAAACAUUGAUGUGCUGCAUUUUCCGCUGUGCUCGAGCUCUCUUAUUUGACGGCUUAUUAUGCGACGGUCAUAUGAUGUUAGCACUUCCACAAGCCACAAUAAUUCGUUUGUGUUUUUCAAAAUGGAUUCGCCACCAUAAAAGCUUAUUAUACUAUAUUUGGCCAUGUGAUAGGGAGAAGAACUCACAUGCUUCUGUUCUAUGAUGAUCGUUUUCUCUCUUUUUUCUUUGCUAUUGAGAAUGGUGACUCGUGGUUGAUUUUCCUGAGGAAGCCUCCGAGAUGUAUCUGGAACUAGAAUACAUCAUAGGGUCAUCUUGUCAUCUUAAACUUCUGCUCUAAUGAGGACAAUACAUGUAGACUAUAUAUAGAGAGAGUGAAGAAAAAAACAUCGAACUUUUCUUGCAGGAGAGAGGAGAUGCAGAGUGCUUUCAGGUACCUUUAGAAUAUGUUGUUUGAUAUGGAUUUCAAGUAUGGAUUUCUACUUUGUCACGAGAAAUAUUGGAGCAUCUCGAGUCUUACCGUCCGUUGGCCGCGCAGAUGCCUUAAAUAUUUUCGUGUUUUCUUCGAGCAACAGCCUUUGGCUGCCAAGAACACUGCCUGUCAUGACAGCCUUUGGCCGUGCAAACUCCUCCAAAUUUUCUGAGUGACUGUAGUUUGGCUUUCGGCUCUGCUCGGAGCGACGAAUAUGUGCAUGGAAGCUCUACACGGUUGAAAUAACUACAUAAGCAAACCUUUCCAGCAGUAGAUACAGUUAUUUGUUAUCGAUUCAUCGAGAAGAUUUCCGGCACUUGCAUUUAGCUGCGUCAAUGAAUGUACCGACUGUACCAAUCUAUAGCUUAUGCCGGAGUAAUCUCACUUUAUCAUGUGCCGUUCUAUCACAGUAGUAAAUGAAGAAGAAUCGCUCCUCUGUGCUGAAGAUUGACUUGAAAGGAUGAAACCCUGCAGAGCGAGUCUCUUGAAUGAAGUUGGAUUUCUUAUUCC